Blepharisma stoltei is the source of this 763-nucleotide messenger RNA. The record is from the annotation of a GenBank genome assembly. Lineage: Eukaryota; Ciliophora; Heterotrichea; Heterotrichida; Blepharismidae.
AUGGGUUGUUGUACAUCACGCUAUACCAUAACUCCAGAAGAAAGAUGAAUUUGUUACUAUGAAAGGCAACUUAAUUUUAAAUCAAUUUCUCCAAAAACAAUUGAAUUUGUAUUUAAGAAGUGAGUUGGCCCAGAAGGGUGAGGAUUUUAACGUAUAAUUUAAUUGCAUUUAAAAAAUAUUAGGGUGUUAGGGUGUUAAGGUGUUAAUUUUAUCGAACCAUUUAAUCUCAGAAGGCCUAACUCUCAAAAGAUUUCAGAAAUCAAGUGAAAAUCUUGGUAUUAAUAUUGGAGAUUUAUCAAGCCCUGAUGACAAUAUCUAUCAAUUUUAUAAACAAUUUAAAACCAAUGACACUUUUAACAUAGACGAACUUAUUAUUUUCGGUGUUUUUGAAUGCUCGGCAAGACCCGAAGACAAGGCUGAAGUUUGAUACGAUAUUAUUGAUAAAGAUUUAUCUGGCCGUCUCCUAACUCAACAAGUAAAAGACUUCAUAAAAUGUCUCUACAAGCUCACCUAUAAAUAUCUCCCAAAAAUUGCUUCAGGAACAGACGACAAGUUUGUUUCACCAGAGCAAAUCCAAGUCUACAUCGAAAAGGCCGAUCUCCACUCAGAAAAAUUUUCUGCACAUAUUACUGACUUAUUAACCUCCAAUAUUGCAUUAGACAAACCUGGCUUCCAAGAAAAAUUAAGGGAACACUACAAAAUCACAUAUCCAGAAGGAUUUCGAGUCCUCGUUAAAGAAUUUUUAAAUAAUGGCAAUAAAUAA